GAUCCCCAGCUUCUUUCGCCUGAUAUUUCUGGUCCUUGAAGUAAUCCUGUGUGUUUACAAGGUCCUUACUUUCUCACUAACCUCUUUCUUUGUACGGGGGCAAAUAGCCACUAUACGGGCCGUGUUGACCCUUUAAAUUAGCGCCGUUGUCAUGGUGAUCCAAGGACACCCAGAAACAAAGAGAGGGAUAAGCUACACACAAAAGUCAAGUUAUUAAUCUCUACGGGAUAUCGCAAACUUAUAAGAAAAAAAAUAAGAUUUUGUUUUUUUUUAAAGCAUCAAUCACCAGUACACCCAUCCCGCCUUCUCCCCCGACGCCUGCAUUGGAAAUUCAAGGGCGACGUGUUAGCGUUUGUCGGUGGAGGUUGCAGUUGGGCUCCAUAGAGAAACAGCUGUUGUUGGCUUAAGGGGAACCCCCGUGUCACGCGGCUGAAGUGGAGUGCUCGUUGGGAACAGCCGAGACGCAUUUAGGAAUGUCGAAAUGGCUGACGCGAGGGACCGGUUACAGCGCCUGUCAAAACUAUUUGUUCUGCUAAACUUUAUGACACUCCGGGCUCAUGCCAUCGAGACAGUGAAUCUAGUGGACUUCUGUGGGCAGACCAUCCAUGGAGACGGAAUGAUAGUCAACUCGCACAGGGAGUCCCGGAAGUACUACUUCGUCACCAUGGGAACAGACUGUCACCUGACCAUGCAGGCCGCCUCACCCAAAGACAAGGUGCAGUUCCAGUUCCGCUUCUUCCUGGUGUACAGCCUCCUGAGGGUCAACUCCCUGAGCCAGCCCCACCCCAGCCCCCCCCCCGAGGGCGCGCGGCAGCUCCUCUCCGCCGGGCCCACGGGGCCUGGUCCUCGCAGUGAGGCCACGCCCAGAGACGGAGCCCCGGACCCCUGUCACGCCGGCUCCUACAUCCAGUUCUAUGACGGCAGGGACAAGGCCGCCCCGGUCAUGGGCCCGCCGCUGUGUGGGAAGAGCCUGCCCAGACCCGUUCUGUCCACAGGGAACUACCUGACGCUGCGGCUGGUGACCAGGGGGACACAGCCAAGAGUGGACUUCGUCGGGGAUUUUACGUCCUUCAGGCUCGGGUUCAACCAUUCUGAGUGCAGCGGUGAGCCCUAUUUCUCCUGCCACAAUGGGAAAUGCAUUCCCAUGAACCUGGUCUGUGAUGACCGGGGGCUGGACAACUGUGGAGAUGGCAGUGACCAGUCACCUCUACCGCCCGCAGAAUGCCGAGGGCCAAGUUCCACAGUUCCAACGAAGUCCCCAGGAAUGACCUCAUCUCCGUCCAUCUUAACCCCGCCCACUGACACCUCACCUACCAAUCAGAGCUGUGCUGGCAGCUUGCAGACUCCGCCUCUGUCUCCAGAUGCUGUUCCCCAGCCUGACUCCAUCACAGAUAAGAAGACGUACGUGUCUCUCAUUGCCCUGUACAUUGCGCUGGGGGUGAUAGCUGGGGUGGUGCUGCUCUUCUGGUGCUGCUGGUCCCCUGGCUGGUUCCUGUGGAGGGUCAGCGUCUGCCGGUUCAUCCCGUGCUGUAACUCGGCCUGUGCCUCCUGCCAGCUGUGCACUCGCAGCUGCUCCAGGAAGGAGCUCCGCUUGGCCAAGGUCACUCCCCAGAACAGCACCACGGUGGCCAUGUAGCCUGGGGCGCCAACCGGUCAACGCCGGAGCCCCGGAGUCUCCUGGAAUCGCCGAUCACUUUCCCCGUCUCUGGAUAAAAUCUCCGAGAGUUCCCCCCUGUGAGCGUGAGAUAGUGAUCAUUCCGUAUUUUCAACAGCAUCUCAUAAACGUGGUAAAAAGACUAUAAAUCCUGUCACCAAGAUGGUCAUGCACAGAGUAUUUAUACCUAAAACCUUACUAGAUUGUCAGUCACUUGAGGUGUAACAUACAAUACCGAAACCUUCAGGAGAGGAAUUCUCUAUCAUUAUCUCUGUAACAGCUUCUGUUGUUUAGGAAUCAAGGCAAUAACGAUGAAGUCUUGAAUUGCAGUGUCAUAUUAGUAUCAUUUAUUUGCUGGGAUGGAAGCUUUUUAAAUUGUGGUUAGCUGACACAGAAGUAUUUCAUGCAUAAUGCUAUCUUUUUCCAUCACGAGUCAUUUGUGUUAAAGAUAAUGCCAGCUGCCCUGGUAACAGAUGUUGCUCAUAUAUGCUUUGUCUGCCUUUACGUCCGCUUGUGAUGUUGUCGCCCCCUGACAGGCAGCCCUUUGUUGAGGAAAGGAAUAAUCUGAUCAAAGUCCUGAGUUGCAAUGGUUGUCUUUAGGCUGCAGUUCUCUCCGUGGUUUCCAUGGUGACGAACAACUUCUUUAACUAUGUUGUUCCAGGGCAAAAAUUCACACUCAGGCCUACACAUACAAAUAAAACGUUCCAACUGGUCCUUGGAUGAUGAUUUAUUGCUGCUGCUGUAAAAAAAAUGAACAAAAUAAUUGUCAACUGCAACCAGCACUUCAGCUUUUAGAGACUCCUUGCUUUUUGGGAAACGUUCUUACAAAAUAUAUUGAAAUACCAAUACUCAGUCCUUCAGUUCCAAUAUACUCAGCCGAAUAUAGUUUUUCACAUUGGUAAGCAGGCAGAGCUGGAAUUAGACUCCACUUGCAUACUAAUAUGAAAAAAAUUACAAAUUCUUCUCAGCUUUUCAGUUAAAAACAUACAUAUGUGAGUGCUGUUUGGAAAGACUACAGGCUACAGACUAGAUACAGGCUUAAUGUUCCACAUCAGACGUUUAUUUAAGUGCCGAAAAUAAAAAAGGUCAAGUACAUACUCCAAUUGAAGAGCUCACCAUCCCUUAGUAAUGAAGAAUGUAACUGAAAUACAAACAGAAGAAAAAGGAUGCCUUCUCCUGAGAUGGUUUGCCAUGAAAAACUCACUUUUUCAGAUAGAUCCAGGGAGUUAAAGAAGGAACAACUAAAGCAGUAAUCAACAUUCUUUAGCUCCAGAAUUGUAGUCUGGGACAUUCUUCAGGUAAAGUGAGAUUAAGUAUUAAUUUUGAACAAAGUUCUGUGACUCUCAAAGGACUGGAGUUGGCACGACAACACAGGGCUCUUCAGGAGGGCUUCAUUUAAUCAUGUACAGUAAUCCGUCCCUGUACGAGAAACCACUCCACGUGUUUUCAUUUAUACGAGAUGUAGUCAUUCCUAUAUUGCAUUUAAUGAGUAGAUUUUUACUCUUAUGUGCUGGGCUCUCAUAAAGCAUUGCAAAGAUUGAACAUUUCUCUUAUCUUCCCAGAUGUUCAGUUUUGGUGUGUUUUGUUUUUUAAAAAUUGAGGAAUUUACCAUUUUGUAUUACAUUUGAACUUUUAUUAUAAUUAAGGCUUGAGUCUGUGUUAAGUGCAUAUAGUAUAGGACGGUACCUAAGGUGUAUGCAUGUGCUAAUGACUAUAACAAUGUAAAGUAACUACAGUACUGUACUGUAAUUGAGCAGGAGUGUUGCUAUUUUGUAUGCAUUGCCUAAUGACUUUAAGCACGCUACUUGAAUAAUUAGUGUUAUUGUUUUCAUACUUAAGUACCAUUCUGUGCUGUAUUAAGGUGAAGGUUAGGUGUCUAAAGGAAUAUAUUUGACUCCUGGAACCAGUCAGAGAUGCCGGAGGAAUUAAUGCGAAUUUUAUUUGAUUUAUGGAUGUUUUCACCUUAUGAACAAUUUUUGAGGAACAAAUGAAACUCGUAUAUGGAAGGAUUAUAGUUUUUGAGUGAACAUUUGUCGCUUGUUAGUUGUUUCAUAUUGUUGUUAAUUCUGCCUGUAAAGUGAUGGUUUUGAGAUGAAAGAAUACCAGGGAAGGUCUUUUUCACAAAACAUAAAAUGGUUGCAACUAGAUAUGAUGUAAAUGAGUCUCAAUACUGUAGAUACACACGAAUUUCAGGCAGGCUACCCCUGUGACUUUAAAAAAAGUAUUGUAAUGUAAUGCUAUUAUAAUAAAUAAAAUUAGUGUCUUUGCAGAUGGUGUAAAGAAAUGCUUGGA
Messenger RNA from Lepisosteus oculatus (spotted gar), 3946 nucleotides. RefSeq names its product low density lipoprotein receptor class A domain containing 2 (gene ldlrad2). NCBI's taxonomy places the organism in Eukaryota, Metazoa, Chordata, Actinopteri, Semionotiformes, Lepisosteidae. The record is from RefSeq and is a predicted model, not a curated record. Gene Ontology annotation, molecular function: protein binding.